AUGGAUCUCGAAGAUUCCCGACACAGAUCGAUCAGCCAAACCUCGCUCCACAGCUCCUAUCAAGCCCACGAGAGACAGAGUGACAUCUCCAGGCUACGGCCUCCUUCCCAGCUGCGGCGACCGUACCAGAGUCUGAAUGAAACUUCUGCUCUUCUCCGCUCUCCUGGUCCCCUCGAGAGCAUGCUGAAGACAACCACAGAGACUGGGGAUAUUGGCAUCUUCUCCAUCAAGCCCCCAACCCCUUCGAUUGGACAUCGCCAUCCUCGACGUCCGAGGCCUGAAAGACACAACAUCCGAGAUCAUUUCGCUCUAUGGCUCAUCGGCACAUCCAUCUCUAUCUCGAUCUUUGUCGCCCUCUUCCGAGGAUGGUUAUCGUUCCCACUCCUUGACAACGUGCAGUUCGAGACGGAUACCGUCCUUCAAAUCUUCCGGUACUUUUCAGAGUCUACCAAGCACAAGUGGCCUCCAACGCCCUCGCUCCCCAUUUCCAUAUCCAACACGCUUGAGAAGACCUGGGGUUCGGCCUGCUUCUCCCGCAAUGUCGGAUAA
Molecule: messenger RNA, 549 nt
Organism: Fusarium keratoplasticum
Lineage: Eukaryota; Fungi; Ascomycota; Sordariomycetes; Hypocreales; Nectriaceae
Exons: 2
Coding region: 1-549 (182 amino acids)
Source: RefSeq, a predicted model, not a curated record